Molecule: messenger RNA, 3241 nt
Organism: Gossypium arboreum
Lineage: Eukaryota; Viridiplantae; Streptophyta; Magnoliopsida; Malvales; Malvaceae
Product: probable LRR receptor-like serine/threonine-protein kinase At3g47570
Exons: 4
Coding region: 20-3133 (1037 amino acids)
Biological process (GO): protein phosphorylation
Molecular function (GO): ATP binding; protein kinase activity; protein binding
Source: RefSeq, a predicted model, not a curated record
CAUCAACCCAAGUAAGCCAAUGGGAAAAUCUCACUUUAUGCUGUCUCUUGUACUUGUGAUUUUGUUUCUAAAUUUUGUUCGUUCUUUUUCCAUGGAAUCACCCAACAUCACCACAGACCGGUUAGCUCUUCUUGCAUUGAAAUCUCAUGUAACUUCUGAUCCAAAACGUUUUUUAGCAACCAAUUGGUCUACUAACACAUCUGUCUGCAAUUGGUUUGGCGUCACUUGCGGAUCCAAGAACCUUAGGGUCACAGUUUUGAAUCUUACAGGCAUGGGUCUGGUAGGCACCAUACCAUCACACUUGGGAAAUCUAUCCUUCCUCACCAGACUCAACAUUAUGAACAAUAGUUUUCAAGGCUUAUUACCCAACCAUUUGGCUAAUUUGCAUCGGUUGAAGUUCAUAAACUUGGGUAACAACAAAUUCGGUGGAGAAAUCCCAUCAUGGUUCGGUUCCUUCACUCGACUUCAAAACUUGUAUCUAUUCGGAAACAACUUCACUGGUUUAAUCCCAUCAUCUUUGUGCCAUUUACCAAAGCUAGAGUCUUUGAAUUUGGGAAACAACAAUCUGAGAGGGCAGAUUCCUGUCAAGAUUGGAAACCUUUCCACCUUGAAGAGUUUGCAUUUGGGAACCAACCAGCUUUCAGGUCAAAUCCCUGGAACAAUUGGUGACCUUCUGAACUUAGAGAGGCUUCGCUUUUCAGAAAACAACUUAACAGGGCCUGUGCCUUCAAGCAUUGCGAACUUGACAUUUCUGAGUUACAUUGAUUUUUCCUCUAAUAGCUUGUCAGGUGCACUUCCAUUUCAGAUUGGAAACUUACAGAAUCUUGAAAUCUUAUCCUUGGGAAAUAAUAGUUUCUCUGGUUCCAUCCCUCCUCCAAUCUUUAACAUAUCGACAGCAUUGAUGAUUUGGCUUGGUUUCAAUCAACUCUCAGGCCAGCUUCCAUCAACAGCAGGCCUUGGACUUCCAAAACUAGAAGGACUUUAUCUUGAGCUAAAUGAACUAAGUGGACCAAUCCCAACCUUUAUCUCCAACGCCUCUAAUCUUAUUUUUCUUCAACUAACGAAUAAUUCUUUUUCUGGAACUGUUCCGGAUACGUUUGGCAAUCUAAAAUAUUUGCAACGGUUGGACUUAGGGCAUAACAACUUAAGUAGCAAACCUUCUUCCCCUGUAUUGAGCUUUCUCUCAUCAUUGACAAGCUGUAAAAGCUUGGAAGUUUUGAUAUUUGAUGAUAACCCUUUGAUCACUGGUGAACUUCCAGUUUCUGUGGGGAAUUUAUCUGCUUCUCUAACUCUUUUCUAUGCUUCUCAUUGCAACAUUAAGGGCAGCAUCCCCGGUGAAAUCGGAAACUUAAGCAAAUUGUUUUGGUUAGGCCUUGACCACAAUGACUUCACUGGAACAAUACCUGCAACACUUGGAAGCUUGAGAGAGUUGCAAGAUGUUGAUCUUGGGAGUAACAAGCUUGAAGGAAGCAUUCCGUCCGAGUUAUGUCAUCUUGAAAGGUUGGCUUACUUAACUCUCACUGACAACAAACUAUUUGGACCAAUACCAGAAUGCUUAGGUGAUAUGGUUUCUCUGAGGAAUCUUUUCUUAGGCUCCAAUAAUUUUACCUCAAUCCCAUCAACCUUGACAAGACUCGACGGCAUCUUGUUCCUAGAGUUAUCUUCGAAUUCACUGAAUGGAUCACUCCCAACUGAUAUCGGGAACUGGAAGUCUGUGACCAAUUUGAAUUUGUCAGAUAAUCAGUUCUCAGGUGCUAUCUCAAGCAGCAUUGCUGAUCUCAUGCAUCUAACUCAUCUCUCGUUAUCUGGUAAUAUGUUGCAGGGUUCUAUUCCUGCAUCAUUUGAUGAGUUGAUAAGUUUGGAAUACUUGGAUCUGUCUAGGAAUAACCUUUCAGGAAUGAUCCCCAAGUCCUUAGAGAAACUCCAAAAUCUCAAACAUUUCAAUGUCUCUUUCAAUAGACUACAAGGGGAAAUUCCUAGCAGAGGAUUAUUUGGAAACUACUCGAGCCAAUCAUUUAUAGGCAAUGAAGACUUGUGCGGUCCAUCUCGACUUCAAGUCCCACCUUGCAAAACUGAUCCCUCCAAGGGUGCCAAUCUUUUAAAAUAUAUUCUACCUGCAAUUGGCUCGGUCAUAUUAGUAUCGUUCGCGGUUUUCAUUCUUUUACGAAGUCGAAAUACGAAAACUGAACUACCAAUUCAAGAAAAUUUGCCACCGUUACCUGAAUGGAGAAGAAUUUCUUACCAUGACCUUGCUCAAGCUACUGAUGGAUUUUCUGAUAGCAAUCUACUUGGGGUAGGGAGUUUCGGGUCAGUAUACAAAGGAACUCUCUCAACUGGGAUGACCAUUGCAGUAAAAGUGUUCCAUGUAAAUCAAGAUAGAGCCUUUAAAAGCUUUGAUAUUGAAUGUGAGGUACUACGCAACAUUCGUCAUCGGAAUUUGGUUAAAAUCAUUAGUAGCUGCUCUAAUGUUGAAUUUAAAGCUUUGGUACUUGAGUUCAUGUCUAAUGGAAGCUUGGAGAAGUGGCUAUAUUCUGACAACCAUUUUCUGAAUGUUUUGCAAAGGUUGAAUAUAGUGAUAGACAUUGUAUUGGCAUUGGAAUAUCUCCACCAUGGUCAUACCCUACCAGUGGUUCAUUGUGAUAUAAAGCCAAACAAUAUCCUGCUAGAUACAGAUAUGAUAGCGCAUUUGGGUGAUUUUGGCAUUGCAAAACUCUUAGGCGAGGAAGAUGCAAUGAUACAAACAAAGACACUAGCAACUAUUGGAUACAUGUCACCAGAAUAUGGAUCAGAAGGAAUUGUUUCUACAAAAGGUGAUGUGUAUAGUUUCGGGAUUCUUGUAAUGGAAACUUUCACAAGAAAAAAGCCGACAGAUGAUAUGUUUGGAGAAGAAAUGAGCUUGAAACGUUGGGUGAAAGAAUCAUUACCAUCUUCCGUAGUUGAUGUGGUAGACAGUAAGCUUCUAAAUACAAGAGAGAGAGAAGGGUUAGCAGCAAAGGAUUGUAUAUUAUCCAUUUUGCAAUUAGCUCUGGAAUGUUCAGCAGAGGUAGCAGAGGAAAGGAUUGAUAUGGAAGAAGUUGUUGCAAGGUUGAAGAAAAUCAAAACCAUGUACUUGCGUGGAACUGAGCAAGUUUAAUUUUUAGUUUUGAUCCUAAAUUUUUCAAAUUUUAUACCUUCCUUCACACCAAAAUUCUUUUUCGAGUUUGACUAUGCAUUAGAUGAGUAGAAUUGAAUAGAAUUCUGC